UAUUACAAAGUACUUAUAUCUAUAAUUACACUGCAACAAGGACACCUUAAAAUAAAGUAAGACCUGAAAGUCUUACAGGUUUGAUGAGUAAAUGAUGGCAAAUUUGUCAUUUUUGGUUGAACUAUACCAUUAAGUGCUUCUUUCUUUCUGCUGGGGUUAAUAUGUUUGCUGGAUAAAUGAGCUUUAUUGUGUGUUUCUGCUUUGUUGCACUGAGAUCUCUAUCAGACUGUAAACACUAAACUGAGUCGACGCAAAUAAAGUCAAAUAAAGAAAUGCCACGUGGGAAUACUUUACUUAAAUUACAACACAUUAUUGUGAUGUUUUGCAUCAUUUCUGACAGUCUUGUGUUGUAUUGUAGACAGAGGUGUGGUGCGUUCCUUUGAAAAGUUGUUCUGGGGCUUAAUUCAAUAAGAAACAGAGAUCCUUUCCUGGGAAAGAGCCUGUUUGAUUGCUCAGAAAAGAUAGCAGUUUGCGGUCAGUUUCAUCAUAUUUCAUGGCUUUGAUACAUGGCAUUGUGUUGUAUUGUGUGGUGUUAUAGUUUAAAACUCUGAAAUACAAAACCCCACUGUUACACAAACUGAUUUCCCCCUUGUUGUAAGUUUUUUUUUUAAAUUCAUAUUGCCAAACAUACACCUAAAUCUCCCUCCUUGAAUACAGAAGAAGGAGGAGUGCUGUCAGGAUAUAAAGCUGAACACAACACAGACUCUGAUUUUCACUUGCUCCCACUGAGACUCAAAAGGCAGAAACAGCUGUGAGACAUGAAAGGAAAAGGUGUUGUGCUGUUCUUUGUGUUGCCGCUGGUGCUCGGCCAGCAAAAGACCUUCAACUGGGACACGCCAGGACAAACCCUCCCUCCAGAUCCCAUCAACCCGUGCCUGACUGACCAGGACUCAUGUGGUUGUUGUGUGAUGCAGAGGAAAAAAUGGCAGUUAGAAGGAUAUUUAAACUCUAGUAUGAAUUCACUGGAGGAUUCGCUGGCCAGAGCACAAAACACACUGAGAAACAUAAGAGAGAAUCGAGUGGCAUUUUCUGUGGCUCUAACUGACAGGAGACGUUGUGUUGGUCCAGCGAGGACGGCAAUAAAUGUUGUCUAUCAGAGCAUCUUUAUCAACAUUGGAGAGGCCUAUAACUCAUCCACUGGUGUGUUCACGGUUCCACGGUCAGGCGUGUAUAACCUGGCAUUUACCGUGUUCAGCGACGCAGGCUCACCGGGUGCACUGCUCUCCGUCUGUGCCAGUAUCAGGAGGAAUGGUGUGGCUCUAGCAGCACUUAGGGAGGUGUAUGCUCAAGACCAGGAGGACCAGGCCACAGCGGUCUUACUUGCGCAGCUCGGCGUAGGAGACCGUAUUACCAUCAGUCUCCAACCUGGCUGCUGGCUCUGUGACGAUCAGAAUCAUUACAACACAUUCAGUGGAUUUCUGCUGUAUGCUACAGAGUGAAGCACACAAACUAUAUUAGUGAGGAGCUUUCAUAGAUGCAAUGGUUUUCAUACUAGGAUCAUUUAUCCAAAACCUAAAUAUCACACAAACCUUAUAAAACUCGAUUUGGAAAAUUUUAUUUCAGUUUGCGAGAAUCACUUUUGUUUUUUUAAGUUUUAAAUUUAAAUGUAAAACUUUAAAUGUCAUCACAUGUUGCUUUUCAGCAUGUUUCAAUAUACUUGUAAGGGUGGUUUUCAACUAUUUGACACACUCUCUCUCACACACUUAUUGUAAGAUAGAAGAAUGUUGUAAAAGGCACAUAUGUUGAACUAACAUUAAUAAAAUGUUGAAAUUUUUUAA
Molecule: messenger RNA, 1778 nt
Organism: Megalobrama amblycephala (Wuchang bream)
Lineage: Eukaryota; Metazoa; Chordata; Actinopteri; Cypriniformes; Xenocyprididae
Product: cerebellin-1
Exons: 4
Coding region: 759-1439 (226 amino acids)
Molecular function (GO): protein binding
Source: RefSeq, a predicted model, not a curated record